CAUGCUGUCGGGGAUCCCCUAUCUUGGGAAGCAGGGGACACGGGCCAGAGACGGGCAAAACCUUGGCCACUCCUUCACCAAGGAACUCACUGAGCGUUACCACAACACCAACAGGAAUGUCACAACUGACAAUUGGUUUACCUCAGUGCCACUCAUACAGGACAUGCUGCACAAUUGUGGCAUGACCAUGAUUGGGACAGUCAGGGGCAACAAGGCAGAGAUUCCAGAGGAGAUGAAGGACAAGACCACACGGGCUCCAGGUUCCAGUGCCUUCCUGUUCACCAAGGACAUGACACUGGUGUCGUAUGUGCCCAAGACCCCUUCCAGCAAGAAGAUUGUCCUCCUCUUGUCCUCAAUGCAUGACAAGAAUUCCUUGGCCAGCAGUGGAAAGCCAACGAUAAUUGAAGACUACAACAGGACGAAAGGAGGGGUGGACACUUUCGACCAAAUGUGUGGGCAGUAUUCGUGUGGCAGGAAGACUAAGAGGUGGCCGCUCUGUGUCUUUUAUGGCAUGGUCAACACUGGGGUCAUCAACUCGUGGAUCAUCUACGAGGAAAAUAUGAAGAGAGCAGGUGGCAAGCAGAUCAAGAGGAAGCAGUAUAUGCAGGAGUUGGCUGUGUUGCUGGUCAAGCCUUGGGCAGUCCAUCGCCUCGCGCAUCACACUCUGCCAAGGCAGCUCAAGGAUCAUAUAUACAGUGUUUAUGAUCUGCCCACUCCUCCUGACACUUCAAGAGCUUCUGUACUACCUGCAGCAGACAUGAACAAUUCCAUGGUGCGCUGUGUGGAAUGUCCAGCGAAGGCAGACAAGAAAACACGCUUCCGCUGUCUGUCAUGUGAAAGAGCUGUGUGUCCCAAACACUACUACACCAUGUGUGGCAACUGUAUAUAAGGCUGAGAAGCCGCAGCAGCUCGGGAGCAGCACCCCCUUUGGCACUGGCUCACACAACCUGAGAGACCGUAUGAGCAGUCUGGAGGUCAUCGGAUGAUAACUUUUUUUUAUAUUUUUUUUUCAUAUUUAUUUUGAAAAAUUUUCCUAUUUUUAGUUACAACUUUUAGUACCUCAUAUUCCU
Molecule: messenger RNA, 1070 nt
Organism: Eriocheir sinensis (Chinese mitten crab)
Lineage: Eukaryota; Metazoa; Arthropoda; Malacostraca; Decapoda; Varunidae
Product: piggyBac transposable element-derived protein 4-like
Exons: 2
Coding region: 2-889 (295 amino acids)
Source: RefSeq, a predicted model, not a curated record